CCGAGCACGCAAAUAACGAGAAGAUGACGAAAAGGACUUGUAGAGUGUCGCUGGGCGAAACAGCGUGGGACAGAGAUCACGAUCGAGGCCGGGAGAGAAACCGGGAGCGCGACCGAGCGCCGCGCGAGAGGAGCCGCGAGAACGAGAGGGAAUGCCAACAGGAACGGGAGCUCGGCAUCAGGGAGAGGGAGGCGCGGGAUCGGGAGAGGGAACGGGACCGGGACAGGGACAGGCAGCGGGACAGGGAGCGGGACAGGGACGUGCCGGUGCGCGUGAUGGAGCCGCCCGAUUCCGUCUUCGUUUCCUCCUCAGCCGCCCUCCUCGCGUUGCAGAGGAUAAAGGAAGCGUCUUUUGUGUUCCACAAACGCCCGGCGCUAGCGGCCGGCAUCGGACUGGGCGGUAGAGGAAACGCCGGGGUUGGCGGCAACGGCGGUAGCUUGGGUGUCGACAGCGAGUGCGGCGACGCGUUGAAGAGACGCAAAGUUCACAGAUGCGAUGUACCCGGCUGCGACAAGGUUUACACGAAGAGCUCGCACCUCAAGGCGCACAAAAGGACCCACACCGGCGAGAAACCGUAUCAGUGCACGUGGGAGGGCUGCACGUGGAAGUUCGCACGGUCGGACGAGCUAACGCGGCACUAUCGCAAGCACACGGGCCAAAAGCCGUUCAAGUGCCAUCUCUGUCAGCGAUCGUUUUCGCGAAGCGAUCACCUGUCGCUGCACAUGAAGAGGCACUGAUGAAGAGAGGAGGAGGAGGCGGAGGAAGAGAGAGAGGGCCGUUUAACCGCUGCCGCCGCCGCGCGACGGAACGAAAGGGAGGAGCGGUCCUCGGCAAUCGGUCCUGAUCCCGAGUGAUCCUAGACGAGAGACGGACGACGAUGAUAUUUUCUUACAUUUGGGACCUGAAGAGCCGCGCCGCGAGCCGGCCCGCGCGGUCUCUCGCGCACCGGCCGGCCGGGCGGUCAGUAACUAGGGAAAAGAGAAGUAUAAUAGAUCGACGAAGUUAAUAAAGCAAUUCUCGUUCGUUAGUUUUUAGCGCUUAAUCGCGAGCCGAGCGAUCGAGUCGGCGGUCGAGCUCGAGAACGGUCUAGAGCGAUCGCACGCGCGAUUCUCUCACUGCUGUGUCUCUCUUUCGCGCGCGCGCGCGAAAGAGAGAGAGGGACUCCUUUCAACUUUCGAGUUGUCUCUCCGGUCGCAUCGCGGGCGAUGGCGCGAUGUCGUCCUGCCUGACGACAAGGACGACAAAGGCCGUGACAGGUCGGAUCGAUGAAUCCGCGAGAGAGCGUCGAAGAGGUGGUGAUUGUUCUCGCUCGGCGAUUCCGACAGGAGGCGCGCGCGCGUCGUUCGUCGCUCCGCGGCUUCCCGGCCGGGAAGAUCCGCGCUUGUUUCGCGCGGCAUCGAGAUCGUAACGCGCGCGUGUGUGUGUCGUCACACUCGCGUAAUCUUGUACUCUUCUGUUUCUAGCCAAUUUCUACCCUGUUCGAUUCUUCAGUUUCGUUCCCCUCCCCCCCCCCCCNUCAUCUUCUCCUUCUUCUUCUACUAUUUCUUCUUUCUUUUUGUACGUUUAAGUAAGUCCAGCUCAACUAGUCUAGAGCAUCAUAUAUCGAGGAUACAUCGUGAAGGAAUAGAGCCAGUAAAUGAAUUAAUCGACAUUAAGGCAAUUAUAAACGGACUAGGAUGUAAAUUAAAGAGUUAAUAUCGAACUCCGGUGACGGAGCUUGGGACUUAGCAUGCUCAGUUAAAUAAACUACAAUCGUGAUCGUAGGCACACUAUCGUGAAGCAUAUAUAUUAUAUAUAUAUAGCGAUCUUUCGAUUAUGCACAAAGAAUUUCGCGUUUAGGGACGGACAAUCAUCGACCUUUCGUUAACGUGCUGAUGGAGCGGCGGGGGAGGGGGGUUUGUUAUUGAACACACGUUUUCUUUCUUCGACAUCCCGAGAGCCAGUAUUACCAGUGCAAGUAUAAAGAAGCAAUACGUCAUCGGCGAGACGUCAUCGUGCGACGUUGCGACCCACGAGUCGUGUACGGGCUCGUCGCUCAUCGAAAUCCCCCGGGUUAGUCGCGAAGGUCGCGCGCUUUCCCUUUCUCUCGAUCGCGAGUCCGACUUCGCAUCGUCGACUUUUGAUCCCACGUGUAAAGGUGCCAAAGUAGAAGGUGCAAUCGCGACGAUGUCGUUCAAUACUUCGCCUCGCUUUUACGGGAAAGCGAGCGCAUAAUCGAGCUGAUAAAUUAUUAUCCCUUCUUCUAUCGCGCGCCUUGAGAUUUUCGAUCCCGAACGAAUCGUGUCGUGUCCGACGCGACGACGACAACGACGGUGACGACGGUGCUACCACGCAGCGUCCUACGUAUCGGGGUAACCUGGAGGGAGGCUACUCGACACGGGAUCAACGUAAGAAUCCACGGGGGACGAGGUAAUAUACACGCUCAAACGUCUCCCGUUCUCGGGGGAACGAUUCGCUCCGUUGGUCUCUUCGUUCUUCGCGAUUUCCCGAUUAGAAGCACCCGAUUCGUAAUCCCCCCUCAGGACGCCUUUGACACGUCGGACCGGCCGAUUUCGGGAUUGCCGAUAUGAGAGCGUGAUUCUCAUAUUUAUUGAUUCUCAUUAGCAACGCGUUAAUUAGAUUAACGUACGCGAGCGGCUCACUUCCGACGAGAUUUCCUUCUUCCUCCAUUUAUAUCUUAGCUGAAGAUUUGCUCCGGAGAAGGAAGGAAAGCGAUGCCAGAAUUGAUCGGUCGUACGUCGAACGUACGUCUGCGCGCUUUGUUGUGAGCAACGCGUGCGUGUGACAAAUUUAUCAAUUUUAAGAUAAUUAGCGAAGAUAUUCUAAACAUCGAACUCGCCGAGACCGCGCGUGUGUGUGUAUGUGUGUGCAAUGUUGUGUGUGUAAUGUCAUCGGUCGACAGGUGUUGGGCGCGGGAUACGAAAAUCUCAAUGCGACUUAUCUCGCUUGGUAUCGCAAAAGAGAAAGAGUGGAAUAUACACGCGCACACACACACACACACACACACAUACACAUCGUGUAUGUAUAAUCUCUAAAAAAACUUUUGAAACACGCAUCACAAACACACAUAAAUACACACACAUACUCGUACAGCCAUCCUCUCCCCCCGCGAGAGAGUGGAUGACAGACGCAGCGUUAGCCUGUCUCUUCGAGGCGUGUUUUCGCCGCUGCAUAAAGCCACGACUAAAGCUAAUAGUUUGGACACUUUAACCGAAGCUAGUUGAAAACGAACGGAACAAGAUGCCAGUAUAUGCUAGAGCCAGUUUAUAUCAUUAAAGAGAAACCUCUCUCUUUCUAUGCGCGUAUGAUUAAUAAUAAUGCGAGGGUUGAUAAAUUAACAUUUGUUACGUGUUGUAUCUCGGAAUAGGGAAUAGUGCCUUCUAAUGUUAAGGAAAGAGAGGAGACGCGUUAUAGGCCUUAAGUAAUACUGUUAGUGCCUUAAGUCACGCGAAUCUUCGUGCUUGUACACACACAUCUCUCUCAUAAUCCGAUCCUUCGAAUCCUCGCCCGGAGGACCAGUUCGGCGCGCUUCGCAUGGUAUCUUCCUUCGCAGAAGUUACAAGUCGGACGUCGCGUCGGCACAAUGUUUCCGCUAAACGUGCGCGCGAAGCUUCAAUAAUAAGAGGGAGGGAGAAAGAGGAGAGACGGAUGGACAGAGGAAGGAAGAAUGAGAGACAGUUCGGGAACAAUACAUCGCGCGCUCGAGAGACCUCGCUCUUUUUCUCUCUCUCUCUCUCUCUCUCUCUCUCUCGUAGCGAAAGGACGAUUUACGAAAAUGCACAUGUUGCGGCGUUUCUAAUUCUCAUCUCCACUCGAACGGUACUCGAGCGAAUUGCAUCGACCGAUACCGUGAGGUGUCGACAUAUCCCCGUUUUUGGUACAAAACAUACGGUUUCCUCUUCCUCGGAACAAACGCAAGAAUUCGUCGAUUUACACGCUCGAGGCGUUGGCGGGAUCGUCCGAAAAAUCUAUAUCGACGCGCAUCAAGCAUGAAGCACAUAGUUGAUAUGUGCCUGUCAUCGUCAUCGUCUUGUCGUUUACACCCGUUUCACCCAAGUCCGCAUCAAUAGUUGUCACGUAAAACUCGCUUCGUAUGAGACACUCGAAUUUGAAUUCUUCCAUGUUAGACCUGAGUAUUUCAGUUGAAUCGUAUGACCUAUAUUUGACCUCGUAUCUGUCUAUUUAAAUACCAUUCAAUUGAGAAAUUCGGAUCUAUAAUUCUGAAUUGAAAUCUGAGUAUCUCAGAUUCUUGAGGCGGGUUUCAAGUAACGGCUAUUAUCGCAGAACUUAGACGGUCAUUUCGCACAAAAGUCGAGUGUCGUUCACGUGUUAAUUCACAUUUCGUUCUAUCGGAAUACUCAAAUCCCUCUCGAGAAAUGUUCAGAAGCGUUAAUAACGGAACACCUCGAGCAUUAGGCUGUUGAGGAUUUGGACGGUCGAGGCUUUGUUCUUCGUAAUCUCUCGGCGAGAUUACCGCUCAAUAUUGAAGUUAUCUAAUUCGACUAUGAAUUUUACGAUCGAUAGCGUAAGCGUGCACGACACAAGAAUUUACAAUUGUGCGUGUCGUAAUAUAUAAAUUUAUAUUUAAUUCGUCCUCCCCCCCCCCCUCUGUAUAGGCUAAAUUUCUAAUUUCUAAUUCAUAUGUAAUAUGUAGAACUAAAGAAGCACGCUGCGUCGAGAGCAUGCUGUCAAUAAAACGAAAUGAGUAUGUGAUAGUGACGAAUUUAUACGCGAUUCUGCACGCGAACCGCCGUCGUUUUCAUCGUCGAGCGUUUUCCCCUUUCUCGGAAAACCCUUCUCGUCUGCGCCGCGACGAACGUCUUUCAAGAUUUAGAGAGAACUCCCGCGCUUUCGGCGAAUAUUAGCGGUUACAGAGCUAUUGUAUAUAAAAAUAUCACUUAUACACUAUACAUUUAACGCGGUAGAAAAGAAAAAGAGAGGCGGGG
Messenger RNA from Dinoponera quadriceps, 4946 nucleotides. Its product is annotated as Krueppel-like factor 6. Gene Ontology annotation, biological process: regulation of transcription by RNA polymerase II. The transcript is spliced from 4 exons. Lineage: Eukaryota; Metazoa; Arthropoda; Insecta; Hymenoptera; Formicidae. The record is from RefSeq and is a predicted model, not a curated record. Gene Ontology annotation, molecular function: DNA-binding transcription factor activity, RNA polymerase II-specific; RNA polymerase II cis-regulatory region sequence-specific DNA binding. Bases 24 to 737 code for a protein of 237 amino acids.